CUACUGAAAGCAUAUUUUUUUGCUUCAGCAAAUUUUAGUGACUGAAUACUCGUCCUCUUUGCUUUGGCUUCAAUCAAAGGAUAUUUUCCAAUAAACCAUAAUUUCGACAUAACUUCGAAUUGACGAACGUUUGAUACACGACGUCGGAGUGUUUUUCUUGAGUAAAAAGAAAUAUAUAUAGCGGGACGCAAAUUAUUGUGAUGGUGUGUUUUUAUUGAUAUGAUAAUAUGGUAUCAAUUUAACCAAUGACUUGUUAGGUAGUUGUUUGCGCUCUUUCGUCGUUCGUUUUGUGGGAACGGCGUUUUGAUAGACAAUAUAUUUCGUGCCCGCGUUGUAGUGUGAUCUGUGACCUUAUUAUUACCCAACAUCUCCAAUGUUGAUAGCCGGUCGGUGUAUUAUAAUGAAUAAGACGUGAAAAACAAGCUAUUUCAUGAGCGAUUCGUCGGAUACCUAUUUGGUUGAUUAAAAAGCGAUAACUUUCCUUUCCCACGCUUCCCGCGCAUUCCAUUCCGCCAAAUCAAAUUUAAAAAGUUAUCAUUCCAUUUAGGAAAUUUAAAAUUAAAAGAAAACAAAAUUGAUACUCCAACGUCGCCAGUUUCCCUAUCCCCUGUAUCCACCCAAUCACCAUUCAGAGUUUCCCCGCCAAAGCCGGAGUUUUUCAAAUACAGAACAUCGUCUCUGAAAAAAGAGAUAAGUUUGUCGUCGUCGAAUGUGGCCAGUUCGCCAGUGUCGAAGCGUCACCAUAGACACAGUUCUUCGUCGAAUGUAGUAGUAGUUCCCCACAAGGGGGUGUUGAGAUGUACUGACAGCAUGAGUUCUUCCCCAGUAGUUGAGCCCUCCUCACCCUCCACUACCCCUUCCUCGCCUGCGCUGAGGGCGGACAGUGUGCAGUUCCAUACUUCUACGCCGAAUUAUAUCGGAAAGAAGCAGCAACCACUGAACGUUGUUCUGCCGUCCACCGCUCCGGCCACUCCGCCUAGUACUACCGCCUACGGCGAACCGACGCUAACCCCCCCUCCGCGCUCUCCCGGCGCCGUCCCCCCCCCCGCCUCCGGCGACGGCCGCGACCAUCCGCCCGACGGCACCUCCUCUGACAAGUCCUCUGAAACAGCGGUUGGCGGCAUUUCGCGAACGCCAAGCACUGCGCUCUCCCGCAAGGAGAGUUACAAAGCGCAGAGACAGCACUACAGGAGGGAGAAGAAGAAGGCGGCGUCGGCUCUACUGCACUCCAUUGAGGACCCCUCAGUGGUUGUGCUAGCCGAUUGGCUCAAGGUCCGCGGGUCAUUGAAGUCAUGGACAAAGUUGUGGUGUGUUCUGAAGCCAGGCCUCUUACUGCUGUAUAAGAGUCCUAAAGCUAAGAGCAGCCACUGGGUGGGCACGGUGCUGCUGGCGUCGUGCCAGGUCAUAGAGCGGCCCAGCAAGAAGGACGGCUUCUGCUUCAAGCUCUACCACCCGCUGGAGCAGAGCAUCUGGGCGCCGCGCGGGCCCCACAACGAGACUAUUGGCGCAGUAGUGCAGCCGCUGCCGACCGCGCACCUGAUCUUCCGCGCGCCGUCGCAGGCGGCCGGCCGCUGCUGGCUGGACGGGCUCGAGCUAGCGCUGCGCUGCAGCAAUGCUAUGCUCAGAUGUUCCCGUUCGCGGCCCGAGCACCCGGCGGCGGAGACCCCUCAGACGCAGACCAACAUCUCACACGAGGAGCUAGAGAAGCACUUCAAUGAACACGAGUUAGCAGGUGCAGCGUCGGAUACAGACAGCGACGGAUCAAGGGUGAUGACAACAACCACUGAGAAGGCGUCGUCGAGCAAGCAAGAGAUACUAGCCAGGCUCGAGAGGCAGUACGUGGAGGAUCCGGAUAGGGACGUCGGAGCGGCUGGAGAAUUAGUAGAAGAAGUAGCUGAAGAGAACAAGUCCCUGUUAUGGUUCCUGCUGAAGCAGGUCCGGCCGGGCAUGGACCUGAGCAAGGUGGUACUGCCGACCUUCAUCCUGGAGCCGCGCUCCUUCCUGGACAAGCUCUCCGACAACUACUACCACGCGGACAUCCUCAGGCAGGCCCAAGUGACAGAAGAUCCUUACCUUCGUUUCAAGUGUGUUCUCAAGUGGUACCUCUCCGGCUUGUACAAGAAGCCGAAAGGGCUGAAGAAGCCCUACAAUCCGGUACUAGGAGAGACCUUCAGGUGUUGUUGGAGAGGACAAGAUGCGGAGCCCUACACGUUUUAUGUGGCUGAACAGGUAUCUCAUCACCCGCCCGUGUCCGCGUUUUACGUCUCAAAUAGAAGGGACGGUUACGUAAUAGAAGGCAGCCUGCUGGCCAAGUCUAAAUUUUAUGGUAACUCGACGUCGGCUAUCCUGGAGGGCUGCGCACGAGUGCACCUCCUCAACUGGGGGGAGACCUACAUCACCACGGCGCCGUACGCGCACUGCAAGGGCAUCGUCAUUGGGACGCUGAGCAUGGAGUUGGGAGGAAAGGUCCAUAUAAUGUGUAACGAAACGGGUUAUCAAGCAGACGUUGAGUUUAAGUUAAGAUCGUUCCUGGGUGGCGCGGAUCAAACCAACGCCAUUUCUGGACGCAUCAAGAAAGGCAAAGACACGAUAGCCUCAGUAGAGGGCUACUGGGACGGCAAGAUCGAUAUAAAGGACAAGAAAUCUGGGGAGGAGAGCUGCCUGUUGGAUGUGGCCGAUCUGAAGGAGCAGAGGAUGACGCGCUACCUGAUGUCCCUGGACAAGCAGGCGGAGCACGAGUCCCAGCGGCUCUGGAUCAAAGUGUCCGAGGCCAUACUCAACGACGACCAGGUAGCAGCGACAGAACAGAAGACGAUAAUAGAAGAGGCGCAAAGAACGCGCGCAAGGAACCUUCAGGCUCCUUGGGUACCGAGAUUUUUUCAUAGAGACGCGUCUUCUAUUGUGCCUGAAGGAAUCGUCGACCAGUGUUGGAAAUAUAACCAUGUAAAUAUUAGUCCGUGGGGUUCGAAAGAGGUCCUGGAAUACGAGGAGGACUACGUGAUCCAGUCGAGUGUGUCGCCGGGCGCGGCGCCCGCGGGCCCCACCCGUGCGCGUCUGCCCUCCGCCGCGCCCGAUCGCUCCGACUCGGAUUCGCGCGACGAGCUGCUGCACCGCGCCAACAAGCACAACACACGGACACUAAAGCAAACAUUAGUGGCCAUAGACACGUCCCUCCGAGAGCACACUAGCGCCAUCGAGCGACUUUCCAAAACCGUUGACGCUCUGUCGGUGACCCAACGAGUGGCUCUACGCCCACAAGUGGGCCACACACCUGAGACCAACCCCUACUGGCACACAAUCGUGGGGUUCGUAUUAGCUAUAGUCAUUCAAGCUUUAGCGAAUUGGCUGUUUAGUAGAAGAGACUGAAAUAACGAUUUGUCCAUAUAUUUUUUUGUUUUUUUUUUUUAAUAUAUUUUCCUUUUUAUUAGGAAGUGUUAGUUUUGUAACGGGUUGUUUUUAGCGAUUUUUUUUUGUUUCGUAUCGUACGUUGAGUUGUUACGAUGUAAAUGUGUUUUGUGAAAUUUCGUGAAUGUUGAACCAAACGGAGGUAUGGUUUGUUCUACAGUUGUUAUUUUACAAAGAGUGUUACAGUUUUGUCAUCGCAAUACCAAACGGAACGGUCAUGAUUGGUUGAUAAACGCAGUGUUGCCAGCAGGAGAAAGCGCAUACAUUGAUUUUCUACUGUUUAUUGACAAACUGUAAUUUGCGUAUAGUCCGUUUCUAAGUGAGUCUGAAAACGGCAACCCCGAAUGGACAUGUCAUUUAUUUAAAAAGUAAUGUCAGAUGCCUUUAAAUGACUUGAAUUUGAUCUAACGCAAGUGUUAUUUGACAAACUCUAUUAAGACUGUGUAUGAUGAAGACAUACUUUGUUAGAGUGAGAUGGUAAUAUAUUGCGCAGAUUAUAAAUAUUAUGUUGGGACGUAUUUUCAAACACUGGUUUUUUUUGGGGUUUUUGUGGGUCCAAAAAUUUACGAGAUCUUUUUAUAGCAUUUUCUUUUAAUGGCACGCAAAUAGGCACUCUAUUUGCGUCAAUCGAUCCUAUAGACUUUGGUACAAAAUUCGUCUGCAUGCGUACCUCACUCGUCUACCAGCCGCCAAACAGCAGCUCGCAUUGCUGUGUUCCGGUUUGAAGGGCGGAUGAGGCGGUGUGAUUACAGGGCACUGUGGCAAAAGACCUUACACAGUAAUCUGUAGUAUUGCAGGAGUUUUUUAGGCACCGGUGACCACUUACCGCCAGGUGGACCGUAUGCUAAAACCAUCCUAUUUACCCCAAUGGACUUCACUAACAGACAGUCCUUCACAUCUGCCAAACUAUGUACAGUAAGGAAUUUACGUGGUUACGUCUAUUUGAAUGACAUUGCUGGGUUAUGGAGUGAGAUACAGACCGACUUAAUUUUUUUUUUUUUUAUAAUAUUUUUUUAUAUAUAAUUAUUUCUUAGAAUUGGACUAUAACGCUGUUACAUUCGAAAUUAUAGUUAUUUUUCGAAUAUAAAUAAAUUAUUAUUGAUAUAUUCAAAUUUAGUUAUUACAAAUACGAUAUUUGGCUUUUUAUUUUACUAAUUUUAUCUUACCCUCUUAGAGCCAGUUGCACCAGUAAAUUUUGACGUUAACUUUAAACCUGCGCGUCGCCGCCGGUUUGAUAAAAUGGUGAAUUUAGCAUAUUUGGCUUGUGUGCGCAUGUCAAAGUUAACGUAAAAGUUAACUGGUGUAAAUCACGCUUAUAAAAAAAUUAAGAAUAAAUAUAUUUAAUGCAGGGUAGCAUUUUAAAUACUAGCCAAAAAUACCAGGCCUAUGGAUCGAGAGGUCCCAAUUUCGAAUCCCACUCGUGCCACACGAGUUUGUAUACCAAUCUGUCUCAUGUAUAAUAGUUUUCAUCGACCACCACUUGCUUCCGGUGAAGGAAAACAUCGUGAGGAAACCUGCACACCGGUUGAUUAUCAAACUCGUGAAAUUACACCUUCACAUGCACUUUUUCAAUCAAAUUUUUUUUUUAUUAUAUAGUAAUCUCUCAAAACAAUACAAACUACUGGCAUUUCGGAACGACCACAGUUGAGAAAAAAUAUUGAAAGAAACUCAUUUAAACAGUGUACACUAUCAAGUAUUUCAUAAAUGACAACGCAAAAUUUUUUGUACUUACUAUACGCCCUUAAACAAUCCUGCUAUAAAAAUUUAGCUUGCGUAUAAAAUGCCACUCGGUAUACGACCACAUUAAUAUUAAAUAGUAAAUUAAAAGGCCGGAUAUCAAUUUAUUAGAUACGUUUCAUACGAAGUGUACAACGACCAAAUAUUGUGAAGACAUUUUUGAUUGUUUUAGGAACACCGUAGUUCAUUUACAAAAAAAUAAACGUAUGAAAAACCCCAUUUAAAUUGUUCUAUAAUUUCAUUUGUGUUUCGAACAAAAUGUUGCAAACAAAACUGAAUGGAAUGUUGAAACACACUUGCUUCUCUAAAGGAGAACAUCGCGAGGAAACCUGCACCCUGGUUGAUAAUUUAUCUCCUAGUAUACGGAGUGGAGAAGGUAACUCCAUUAAUAUUGCCAAGAAAGUCGUUGUGCGUGUUUCAUUCCACUUCAGCCAUUAGGGAUGAAACUGUAAGAAGGGGAGGAUUUUAAAUAAUAUCACCAAGUCAUGUUAUUUAUCAUCAUCUUUUCUGAAAACUAUAUAUUUUUUCGUAAAUGAGUUACGGUACAAGGUUUUGAUUAUUUUGGCAACUUUCAAUAAAUGUUGCCAGUGCGAAAAUAACAUACGGAUUAAAUUAAUGUGCCUAUAUUGAAUUUUAUACGUUAAAUUCAAUUUUUGUAAUACACAUGUAGUAUUAAUGUAUAAUCCCAAUUUGCUUUAAUUAAUUGAAUGUUGCCAAUUUAUACGGAAACAUCACAGUUUUGUUUGUGAAUUGAUUUUUUUAUGCUAUUUUAAUUUGUUCAAAUUAUACAUACAAAUGUAUAUUCUUUUUUAAUUUUAGCCCAUAUUGGAAUUGAUUAUCUUUCAUAAAUUAUUGAAUAUAAUUUAAUUCUAUUUUUUGUUAAAUUUAUUUUAUAAUUAUAUAAUGCAAAAGUUUAAUAACAUUCACUCUAUUUGCGAGGUCCUCUUCCGGAUCUUAAAAAAUAUUAUUUAAACGUUUUAUUUUGCGAUUAUAAUGAUUUUAAAUAAUUAUAAAUGCGUCGACUCACCCGGAUAUGAUAAUAUGAUAAAUACAAUAUAGAUUUAAAUUUAGGUAUGAAGUUUGUCCACACUUUAGCGUCCACAGCCGGGCAAAAUCUUAUAGAAUCACAAGACUUGACCUAAAUGAUUGUAGUGGCAACAUUUAUCUAAUAAACAAUCUAUUUUUUGUAUAACAUUAUCAGAAAUAAAAUCUGUUUCGUGAAAGUAAAAAAAAAUAAAAUUUUUUUCUCGUUUUAAAUUCUCUCUAGCCUAUGGAUAUUAAUUGUUAUAUAACUAAGAUGGUUAGAUACAUUGUUUAUUUGUAUAUAGCAACACAAAACGCAGUACAAUCAUUAAAAAAAAAAUGAAAACAUACAAGAAAAUACAGAAAGAACACAUUACAAAGAACACAUGACUUGAAAAGUGUGGACCAGUCUUCAAUCUCUUAUGGUAAAGGGAACUUUUUGAUAUUGUCACGUUACGAUUACAUUAUAACACACUCGAUUGUUUUCUUGCCCGAGCUUUCCUACGAGUUUGUUGAGCUUUUUAGUUUUUAAAAUCCAUUCUAUAUAUCGUCUUGAGUAUAUUCUCGGUUGUGUUCUCGACGGUGACGCUCAGGUAUCCACGGACAGUUUUAAAAACAAAUCUUUAAACAUUGAAGUUUCGCUUGUGAUUUUACAACUCUCUUUGAGAAUGCUGUUGCCUAUAAUAGCUGUCUAGGGUUUUUAUCCUUUACUCGCCUCGUACGAACCUCACCAAAUGGUUUCGAAGUUAUUUAAGCGUUGCGUAAUAUUUCUUACGAGUUUCUAGUUUUUUUUUGUAGUUGAGGAGUUAAACAAUAAGAUAACGAAUGGAUUUUAAAAAAUUAAACUGAUAUUGUCAUAAAAUUAAUAUAUUUUUAACUUGUCCAUAUAUUUUAGCGAAUUAGUAAUUUGAGCUUGUUACUCGUGAUGUAAUAAUUAAUAAUAGUAAUAAUUAUUGUAAUUAUAAAUAUAUAAAUUAUAAAUUAAAUGCGAAUAUUUUGUAUAGAUAAUUCGGAAAAAACGUCGCCCUUUUUUUUAUUGUUAACUCCACUUUCGAAAAUAAACUUUGUGUUCCGAUUAUUACAUAUUUUGUUAUCUUGUCUCGUUAAAUUUAUCUAUUUACAAAUAAUUAGUUAUUUACUUAUUAUAUAUAAUUAUUUUAUAUGUUGUUAGUUGCAGCGUAAUAGAAAAAUUAUAUUCUGAUUAAAUAUAUGUUUUUCGUAUUUUCUAACGUGGAGUUGCCAAUAUUUUUGAUGUAAUAAAAUAUAAUUUAAUUAAAUAUUCUAAUGUAAUUAAAAGGUAGGGACAUGUUUGUGUAACAUUCACAAAUAUAUCACUAUGUUUACGUGAUAAUUAUUAUUUGUGUGUUUGUGUACGCGCCGCAAGUGUGUCCCAACCUUUUUUUAAAUUAUGGACACUGAAUUUUCGUACUAUGCAUAUGUAAAAGUAUAUACCAUAUAUUACCGCCCAUAAAUUUCUUUAUAUUACAAAAUAAACAUGAUAAACUGAAAAAGAGCAAUCUUGAGCCAAAAUCACGCAACUGAAAUGUAUAAUUCGAUUCAGUAUAAUGACAUAAACAAUAUUGGAGAAAAAUAUUUAUAUAAUAUGAAAAUUACAGUUUUAAAUGUUACAUUUCUGAUUCGCAUCGUCCAUUUCAGUUUAAUAUUAUAUACAUACUUAUACUUUCACAUAUGUAUUGACAAUUACUUGUCACUUCCAUUCUAAAUACACGUUCCAAGGUCCAAAUGUGUGUAAUAACGAUUAGUGUCACUAUAGAAUAAAAAAAAAAAUUUGAAAUGAUAUAAUUAAAAUAUUUCAGCUUUCUACAAUAUUGUAAUUUAUUGUAGCUUUUGCAUUAAUUAAUGAAUUUAAAUCGUUUCUAUUUUAAAUGUGUGUUGCAAUGAUCGUGAUUACACUGUGUUUGUAAUGUACCUAUCUUCCAUUCCAAGAUAAUAAUUUUUCGAUUGUGAAUAUGUGUAAGUUUGGGCAUUUGGACGAGCGUUCGGCAUUAACUGGUUGACGCAAAAUACGUAUUUAAUGUAACCGUAAUCGAUAUUGCUAGAUGUUGAAAUAAGAUAUUUUGCAAAAAUAUAUUUUCGUUAAAUAUAAUCCGUUUUUAUGUAAACAAUCUCACCGUAUCCUUUUAUGAUUUUACAGUAAUGUACAGUCAACAGCACAUCAGGCUUCCCAAAUUCAUUGCAAACUCGUCGCUAUUACUGCGCCAUAGAGGUUCAUGCGAGAUAACCUUGAUGUGCUGCUGACUGUACAUAAUACUAGGCAUAUUAUGUAAAAUCACUCUCGUGGUUGAUAAAUGUUAUACAUUAUAAUGUAUAGGUUUAAACUAAUAUUUGUUUUAUUAGCAGAACGACAAAAGUGAUGUGAAUAUUGUUUACAGUUUAACACUUGUAAUAAAAUGCGGACUUUGAUAACAAAAUUACAAAUACGUUACAUAUACUGGAAAAACAGUAAAAACCCGUAUUUUGAUAGUUACUAAUAUAAAUGCGUAAUUUGCAUGAGAUUAGAUUAAAAAUUCAAAAUGACGAUUGCCAAUGUUCCCUCCAAAGGGCGGAAUCUCAAAGUUUUGACUAAAUCUUUGCACGAUUUCCGGUGAGGUCCGAGGAUUGUGGUCCGCACGUCCGAUAUAUAUUAUUUUAAUAAAAGAUUCAGCCAGCUUAUAAAAAAUUAUAUCGAAUCUCCAACCGCUUUGGCAUUGUUCGAUGCAGAGUCUAUCAAAUGACAACCUAAUUGAUGCUACAUAAGUUUUCAACCAAAAACCAUGUGAUCUCGUACAAAACGAUUGUUCUACGUAAUAUCCAAUAGCGGACGGGAUUGCCGCGCUGUGAUUGCCCGAAACAUUUUAUUGGCUGAAAUAUUUUCGUGCUAUAUAAAAAACAUAUUUUCUAAACGAGUUAUUACUGCUAUACAAAUUUUUGUUAUUAUAAUAAAAAUUGAAUCCCAAAUGUUAUUUAUUUCCAAAACAGUCAAGCGUGUAAACUAGGCUUUAUAAUGUUGCCACAAAUGUAUGCCGGACGUAAGGCCAGACCAAAAAUUAUAGGUAAUAAUGGAGCCCGCACUGCUAAGAGCUUUAAAGUACAUAUAUUUCUAUCACACUCAUAUGUGGUUCGACCUCUCUUUCUUAUAUAUUGCGAUGUAUAUAGAGUAUAUACAUAGUUAUACCGUAGCUUAGUGGUGGUUUGUACUUCACUUCUCACUGUCGAAUCGAUUUGAAAUGAGACGCAGCGAACCAAUCACAUUGCGCAAAUGUGAUGCAACGAAACGACAACCCUAACACAAUUUGAGCGCUGAAUGGUAUCAUUCAGCGCUCAAAUUCAAAUCAUUUAUUCGGAAAUUGACCUUCACAGGCACUUUUUCUCAUCAGUUUUUAUAUUUAUAGUUAUUUCUCACAAGCUACAAACUACUGGCAUUUCGGAACGACCACUGCUGAGAAGAAAUGCCGAAAGAAACUCAUUUGAACAGUGUUGGUCCCUAUCAUGCCAGAUCGGCUUACCAUUAUUGUGUCUUACAAUGUUUUUUUCUAAUAAUAUAUAAAAGUACAUAAUGUACAUAGUCAAAAUAUAUAUAUAUAUAUAUCACACAAUUAACUUACAUAAAAAUAUAUGAGAAACGAGAUGACCAGUUCCCUCUGGCAGCACCCGUUCACGAGUUGACGCAUGGGCCCCGGACCCGGCCCACGAAUGAGAGGCUCAAGAAUGAGAGGUAGAGCCACCAAUGAAUGAUAUAGUAAUGUGGAUUGCAUCAAAAAGUUCUUGAUAGUGCUGGCUCCAGUAUCACCUAAAGCAUUAUUUAUAUUCUGUAGAUAUUGUACCAGGGUGUGCAGACCGAUAGAAAUCCUGUACGCAUUUAGAUAUUCCUAGAUUGUUGAUAAUAUCGUUGUUUUAUUCAGUGAAUUAUAUAUUUUUUUCCAUAUUAA
Plodia interpunctella (Indianmeal moth) is the source of this 10094-nucleotide messenger RNA. RefSeq names its product Oxysterol-binding protein-related protein 8 (gene Orp8). The record is from RefSeq and is a predicted model, not a curated record. Lineage: Eukaryota; Metazoa; Arthropoda; Insecta; Lepidoptera; Pyralidae. The transcript has 21 exons. Gene Ontology annotation, molecular function: cholesterol binding. The coding region runs from base 811 to 3366 and encodes 851 amino acids. Gene Ontology annotation, cellular component: cytosol; membrane; intracellular membrane-bounded organelle.